Trichomonas vaginalis G3 is the source of this 366-nucleotide messenger RNA. Its product is annotated as phage tail repeat-like family. NCBI's taxonomy places the organism in Eukaryota, Parabasalia, Trichomonadida, Trichomonadidae. The transcript has a single exon. The record is from RefSeq and is a predicted model, not a curated record. The annotation marks the transcript as partial.
UCUGAAGGAGCUUUCGAGACAACAGAUGGAAAAGUUUACUUCACUGACCAACAGUUCAUUAUAGAACAUCUCAUUGACUUAGAGUCGAAAUAUUCUAAACUUUACAACAAACACAAAAAGUUGAAAGGAAAACAAAAACAAAUGGCAUAUGAUAUUUAUGAAGAUGUUGACGACACAACUGUUCCUGCAAGUGAAGUAAAGUCAGAGAAACCGAAAAGUGACGAAAAACCGAUAGAAGAAGAAAAACCAAAAACUGAAGAUAAACCAAAACCAAAGUUUAGUUUGGAAACUAAACCAAGUCAACCUUCAUUAGCUGGUAUGGGUUGGCGUCAAAGACUUAUGGCAGCAGGCGGUUAUGUAAAGUAA